AUGUGGGUGCCAGGAGCCAGCCAGAUGCCUCCUUCCACCAAGCUCUGCAUUGAAAUCAUCCUCGCACUGCUCUGCCAGGGUCGGCUCUGCCAGGCGCCCGUCUAUCGGAUCCAGGUCCCGUCCAACGUCACGGCCCAGCAGGGUCUCUGCGUCCUGCUCCCUUGUAAUUUCACAGCCAACUUCAACUCCUCCGGGGUCGCCUACAAAUACUGGUUCCUCAGGGACGACGACAGGGACACCAGCCUGGCUGUGGCCACCACAGAUCCUGACAAGGCCCUGCGGGAGCCUGGGGGCCGGAUCCGCCUGGUGGGGGAUGCCCCAGACGACUGCUCCCUGCGCAUCAGCGACGUGAGAGCCGGAGACAGGGACCGCUACUACUUCCGCUUUGUGAAGGGAGACUUCAAAUACAGCUACGUGGUGACCCAGCCGCUGGUGGACGUGACAGGUGAGGCUGGGGGGCCCUGGAGACUGAAGGAGAAGCCGGUGCUGGAGGUCCCCGAGGUGCUGCUCUCUGGACAGCUGGUGAAUGUGACCUGCCAGGCUCCAUGGACCUGCUCUGGGACCCCUCCCCAAAUCACCUGGACAGGGGGGUUCAACUACACAGCCAGGAACGUCUCGGUCACCCUGGCGAACGGCAGCGUCUCCUACAGCUCUGAGCUCAGCUUCACGCCAGCCCCGGGGGAUGACGGCAAAGAGCUCGUCUGCACCGUCACGUACCCCGCCGUGGUUGGGGUCUGCACCCGCAGAGCUGUCCGGCUCCACAUCCGCUGUGAGUGACCUCAUCCAGCUCUGGCGGGGGAGUGGGGUCUAGUGGUUAAAGGGAGCCGGAGGUUGGCAGCCCGGACUCCUGCGUUCUAUCCCUGGUUCUGGGAGGGCCGUGGGGUCUAGUGGCAGGGGGGAGGGCUGAGAGCCAGGACUCCUGGGUUCUAUCCCUGGCUCUGGGAGGGGCGUGGGCUGAGAGCCAGGACUCCUGGGGUCUAUAGGAGGGCACUGGGAUCCCAGGAGGGAAA
Messenger RNA from Terrapene triunguis (Three-toed box turtle), 1010 nucleotides. Its product is annotated as sialic acid-binding Ig-like lectin 12. The record is from RefSeq and is a predicted model, not a curated record. Lineage: Eukaryota; Metazoa; Chordata; Testudines; Emydidae. The transcript has 3 exons. Bases 1 to 777 code for a protein of 258 amino acids.